Messenger RNA from Python bivittatus (Burmese python), 1576 nucleotides. NCBI's taxonomy places the organism in Eukaryota, Metazoa, Chordata, Lepidosauria, Squamata, Pythonidae. The record is from RefSeq and is a predicted model, not a curated record.
CCACCGCCGUGGGAUUUAGGAGAGAUGAGCCAAUCCCCCGCAGAUCCAGGGGUUAGGAUUUCUGGCUGCCGGGCACUGGGAGCUGAAGGCGGCGCAGACACCUUGGACAGGCUGCUGCCCACAAUUGUCGGAACCAGGUCCCCCCGGAAGCGCACCACCAGCCAGUCCAAAUCGGAGCCCCCCCUUCUGCGCACCAGUAAAAGGACCAUCUACACCGCGGGCCGGCCCCCCUGGUACAACGAACAUGGCACGCAGUCAAAAGAGGCAUUCGUUAUCGGUAAGAGGCCUGGGGGUGGCAGCGCUUCCGGGAAGACCACGGUGGCGAGGAUGAUCAUCGAGGCGCUGGACGUGCCGUGGGUGGUCUUGCUCUCCAUGGACUCCUUCUACAAGGUUCUGACGAAAGAGCAGCAGGAACUGGCUGCCAGCAAUGAUUUCAACUUUGACCACCCCGACGCCUUUGAUUUUGACCUGAUCAUCGCCACUCUCAAAAAACUCAAGCAAGGGAAAAGCGUGAAGAUCCCCAUUUAUGACUUCACCACCCACAGUCGCAAGAAGGAAUGGAAAAUGCUUUAUGGAGCCAACGUGAUUAUAUUUGAAGGUAUUAUGGCAUUUGCCGAUAAGGAGCUCCUGAAGCUUCUGGACAUGAAAAUAUUUGUGGACACUGACUCGGACAUCCGUCUGGUUCGGCGUUUGCGCAGGGACAUCAGCGAACGGGGCCGAGACAUCGAGGGAGUCAUCAAGCAGUACAACAAGUUUGUCAAGCCGGCCUUUGACCAGUAUAUCCAGCCCACCAUGAGACUGGCAGACAUUGUUGUCCCACGAGGCAGUGGAAAUACUGUUGCUAUUGACUUGAUCGUCCAGCAUGUGCACAGCCAGCUGGAGGAGCGUGAACUCAGCGUCAGGGCAGCGCUGGCUUCUGCUCACCAGUGCCACCCUCUCCCCAAGACCCUCAGCGUCCUGAAGAACACCCCGCAGGUCAAGGGAAUGCACACCAUUAUCCGAAACAAGGAGACAAGCCGGGAUGAGUUUAUUUUCUACUCCAAACGGCUGAUGCGCCUUCUAAUUGAGCAUGCGUUAUCUUUUCUCCCCUUCCAGAGCUGCACAGUGCAGACCCCACAAGGCCAGGACUAUGAAGGUUGCACAUAUAGCGGGAAGCAAAUUACAGGGGUGUCCAUUUUGAGGGCUGGAGAGACCAUGGAACCAGCCCUGCGGGCUGUCUGCAAGGAUGUCCGGAUCGGCACAAUCUUGAUUCAGACGAACCGAUACACAGGGGAGCCAGAGCUCCACUACCUGAGACUCCCAAAGGACAUUAGUGAAGAUCACGUGAUUUUGAUGGACUGCACGGUCUCCACGGGGGCAGCCGCUAUGAUGGCCGUGAGGGUGUUGCUGGUAAGGAAAUGAGAAUAGCCAGGAUGGAAAAGGGGAAGAGCGUGUGGGAGAAAGGACAGAGCUUCUCAUGGCAGCAAAGUGGAGGAAGUCUUAUUGUUUGAUAGAAUUCUUGCGUUAGAAGUCAAUCUUCAGGCCACCUAAUAAAUUAUAAUAGUGCUUCAACCUCAGCAACGUGAAGGUGUGUGGA